Closterium sp. NIES-65 is the source of this 609-nucleotide messenger RNA. The record is from the annotation of a GenBank genome assembly. Lineage: Eukaryota; Viridiplantae; Streptophyta; Zygnematophyceae; Desmidiales; Closteriaceae.
AUGGGCACCUAUCUCUAUGGGCGCCUAUCUCUAGGGGCGCCUAUCUCUAGGGGCGCCUAUCUCUAUGGGCGCCUAUCUCUAUGGGCGCCUAUCUCUAUGGGCGCCUAUCUCUAUGGGCGCCUAUCUCUAUGGGCGCCUAUCUCUAUGGGCGCCUAUCUCUAUGGGCGCCUAUCUCUAUGGGCGCCUAUCUCUAUGGGCGCCUAUCUCUAUGGGCGCCUAUCUCUAGGGGCGCCUAUCUCUAGGGCGCCUAUCUCUAUGGGCGCCUAUCUCUAUGGGCGCCUAUCUCUAUGGGCGCCUAUCUCUAUGGGCGCCUAUCUCUAUGUGCGCCUAUCUCUAGGGGCGCCUAUCUCUAUGGGCGCCAAUCUCUAUGGGCACCUAUCUCUAUGGGCGCCUAUCUCUAGGGGCGCCUAUCUCUAUGGGCGUCUAUCUCUAUGGGCGUCUAUCUCUAUGGGCGCCUAUCUCUAUGUGCGCCUAUCUCUAUGGGCGCCUAUCUCUAUGGGCGCCUAUCUCUAUGGGCGCCUAUCUCUAUGGGCGCCUAUCUCUAUGGGCGCCUAUCUCUAUGGGCGCCUAGCUCUAUGGGCGCCUAUCUCUAGGGGCGCCUAUCUCUAG